Symphalangus syndactylus (siamang) is the source of this 40746-nucleotide messenger RNA. Its product is annotated as small ribosomal subunit protein uS2-like. Gene Ontology annotation, cellular component: ribosome; small ribosomal subunit. The record is from RefSeq and is a predicted model, not a curated record. Gene Ontology annotation, molecular function: structural constituent of ribosome. Gene Ontology annotation, biological process: translation. Lineage: Eukaryota; Metazoa; Chordata; Mammalia; Primates; Hylobatidae.
CUAUGCCCUAGGGCUAGUGGAAGACCUAAGAUGGCGGCGUUUGCACGGAGUGCAACCACUGUGUCCUUACGGGGGUUGCAAGGCGUCCGAAGUAUGAAUCCACUAACAAAAGUCCAGAAACUCGCCAGUUAAUAGUAUUGUGAGUUUCGCUCUUAUUGCCCAGGCUGGAGUGCAAUGGCACGAUCUCGGCUCACCGCAACCUCCACCUCUCGGGUUCAAGCGAUUCUCCUGCCUCAGCCUCCCAAGUAGCUGGGAUUACAGGCAUGAGCCACCGUGUCCAGCGAGAAUAGGUGAUUUUCAAACUUGGAAACAUUCAGAAGUUAUCUCCUCAGUUUCAGAUUGAGUAGUCUCAAAGAGAUUAUAGGCAUCAUCUACCAUAAAUUCUCUACUUGGUGUGGUGCAAAAUCAGUAUGACGUAAACUUUGUCUCUCAGUUUCUUCAAAGGAAAGAAGGAACUGGAACACUCAUAUAACACUAACACUUCCAGCUGCAUUCUGAGGGACCAGUACCUGUCUCAAGGCAAAAUUAUGACUUAGUUCAUCCUCACCUCUGGAGGCUAGUAAAAGUGGGUUAUAGAAGAACAAAGAGGCAUCUAGAUCUUUCACUGGGUUAUUUGGAGAGAAACGUCUCCUACCCAAGGCCAGUUUAACAAGACUGGUAGAGGAGGUUAUCUUAUCUAAUUCACAGAAAUCAACACAUUGAGUCAAGAAAAAUGAAACAGGGAAGCAGAUUCUAAAUAAAAGAAGAUAAGUCUUCAGAAACCAACCCUAAUGAAAUGAAGAUAUGUGAUUAACCUGACAGGAAAUUAAAAAGAGCAACCAUAAAGAGGCUCACUGAAGUCAUGGGAGCAAUGCAUGAACAAACUGAGAAUUGUCAUAAAGAAAUAAAAGAUAUCAAAAAGUAUAAAGUUGAAGAACACAAUAACUGGACUCAAAAAUUUAAUGUGUCCAACAGCAGAAUCAAUGAAGCAGAAGAAAGGACUAUCAAACUUGUAGAUAGGCCAUUGGAAAUCAUGUAAUGUGAGGAGAAAAAAGAGAAAAGAUUGAAGGUAGUUUAAGAGACUUUUGGGACAUCCUCAAAGGGGAAUAAUUUAUACAUCACCAGAUGGAGAAGACAGAGGGAAAAGGACAGAAAACAUAUUUGAAGAAAUAAUGUCAGAAAACCUCAUAAUUCUGGCAAGGAAAUAGAAAUUUAGAUCUAAGAAUCUCGAACAUCAGGUAGGAUGAAUCCAAGGAGACUCACACCAAAACAUACUGUAAUUAAAUAAAAGUAAAAGACAAUCUUCAAAGCAGCAAGGGAACAGUCUCUUACAUACAAAAUGAUCCACGGAAGACUGUCAGCAGACUUCACCAGAAAACUUUCACGCCAGAAGUCAGUCGUGAUAUAUAGAAAAAGCUGAAAGGAAAACACUGCCAUCCAGGAAUACUAUCUCCAGCUAUCCUGUGUUUCAAAAAUUAAGGAGAAAUAUAAAGUUCUCAAAAGAUGUGGGUGUUUACCACCACUAGACCUGCACAGGAAGAAUUGCUAAAGGGAGUCCUUCAAGCUGUAGUAAAAGAGUGCUAGUUAGAAACAUGAAAACAUGUGAGUAUAAAACUCGCUGACAAAAGUAAGUACAUUGUUGGCUGGGUGCAGUGGCUCAUGCCUGUAAUCCUAGCAGUUUGGGAGGCUGAGGCAGGCACAUCACCUGAGAUCAGGAGUUCGAGACCAGCCUGGCCAACAUGGCACAACAUCGUCUUUACUAAUACAAAAAUUAGCUGGGCGUGGUGGUAUGCUCCUGUAAUCCCAGCUACUCUGGAGGCUGAUGCAGGAGAAUCGCUUGAACCUGGGAGGCGGAGGUUGCAGUGAGCCGAGAUGGCACCACUGCACUCCAGCCUGGGUGACAGAGCAAAAUGCCAUCUCAAAACAAAACAAAAAAAGUACACAGUCAAACUGAGAAUAUGCUAAUACUAUAAUGGUGGUGUGAAAACAAAUUAUGUAUUUAUCAUAAAAGUUAAGACAAAACUUAAAAUUAACUUGUAGCAACAAUAAUUUAUUAAAUUAUACAAAUUAUAAAAUGAUAUAAAUUGUGUCAUCAGGAACACAAUGUGGGGUUGAAAGUAAAAGCAUAGCAUUUGAGUAAUUGAUCUAAUUUUAGUUGUAUUAAUUUAAAAUAGUCUCAUAAGUGUAAGAGACUUUGUGUAAGGUUCAUGGUAACCACAACGUUUGCAAAAAACCCUUAGUAGAUAUGCAAAAUAUAAAAAGAAAGGGUUGAAAGCAUACCACUACAGAAAAACAUUGAAUCACAUAAAAAAACAGCAAGAGAGGAAGAGAAAAGCAAAGAAUUUGUAAUCAACCAGAAAACAAAUUGCAAAAUGACAGCAGAAAUUCUUUACCUGUCAAUAAGUGCUUUGAAUGUAAAUAGAUUAAAUUCUCUAAUCAAAGAUAAAGUGGAUGAAUGGAUUUUAAAAAGUCCCAUCUAUAUGUUGCCUACAAGACAGUUCAUUUUUAAGGAUACAUAUAAAUUGAAAGUGAAAGGAUGGACAAAGAUAUGCUAUGUAAAUGGAAACUAACAGCAGAGGCAGAUCUCUUAAUAUUUACAUCAGAUGAAACAGAAUUAAAGUAAAAAUUUUUAAGCAGAGACAGCAUCAUUAUAUAAUGAUAAAGUGGUCUGUUCAUCCAUGGGGUAUAAAAGUCAUAAAUGUAUAUGCACUCAACAUUACAGCACCUAAAUAUAUAAAGCCAAUAUUAAAAGCUUUGAAGGAAAAUAUAAAAUGUAAUACAAUAAUUGAGGGGACUUCAGCACACCUCUUUAAGCCAUGGUGAGAUCAUUCAGACAGAACAUCAAUAAGGAGACAUCAGACUUAAACCACAAUUGAAAACCAAAGUUGCCCAUAUGGACCUAAAAGACAUUUAUGCAGUCUUCCGUUCAACAGCAGUGGAAUACACAUUUUUCAAAAGUGCACGCAGAAUAUUCUCCAGAGUAAAUCAUAUGUUAGGUCACAAAAGAAGUCUUAAGAAAUUUUAAAAGAUUGAAGUAAUAUUGAAUAUCUUUUCUGACCAUAAUGGUAUGAAACUGGAAAUCAGUUAUAGGAGGAAUUUUAGAAUAUUCACAAGCACAUGGAAAUUAAAUAACAUAUUAUCAAUCAGUGGUUCAAGGAAGAAAUUAAAAAUUAUUUGCAGAAAAACAAAAAUGGAAACACAAAAUACCAAAACUUAUAAUAUGCAAGAAAAGCAAUUCCUAGAGGGAAGUUUUAGCAAUAAAUGUCUACAAGUACAAAGAAGAAAUAGCUCAAACAAUUUAAUGGUAUACCUAAGAUAACUAAAAGAAGAACAUAACAGAUUAUAGUAUAAAUAAGUGAGACUAGAAAAAUAAUAGAAAAUACCAACAAAACUGAGGGGAUAUUUUGAUAAACUAAAAAAAUUAAGCAAUGAACAAUAAAAUAAAAAGGCAGUCCAAUAGUGAGUAAGAAAGCUGCGUCAAUAAUUAAAAGUUUCUCAUAAAAGAAAACCAGGAACUUAUAGAUUCCCUUCUGAAUUCUACCAGACAUUUAACCCUUUUCCCACUUGCCCCAAACUCGCUGGUGGCCGUUGUGGCUGCAGCAUUUACCCUGAGAUAACUUUGCUACGAAAUAUCUUGCUUUCAUUAUUUUCGUAUUGCUCUAGUGUAUUGACUUUGGAAGCAAAACACAUCUUUCUAUUUACAGCAUUCUGUCUUUAGUAGUGGUAUUUCCAUUUACAAAGUAUAGUAAUUCUCAAUCACUGAAAAUGUCAAAUUUUAGAAAACGUAGUAUUCCUGUGUAUGAUGUUAAUAUUCUUGAACAGUUAUUGUCCAAAGAUGCAUUGGUUUUCUUCAGAAAUAGACAAUUCAGAUGAUUGUGAUGUUCUGUUUAGAAAUAACUCCAAGAACAGUUUUUGCAUUUUAUUUUCACAUUGAAAAUCAGUCAGAUUUGCAUCAGCCUCAAAGAGCAGGUUUAUGUAAAAUAUUUAAGUCCUGGCAGCGAGCCGCCCUUUUUUGUUCCUAAAUGGGAAAAGAGUUAAAGAAAAGCUAGUAUCAAUCCUUUUCAUACUCUUUAUAAAAGUUGAAGAGGAGGGAAUAAGUUCCAAUCACACUUUAUGAGGCCAACGUUAACCUGAUACCAAAGUCAGAUGAAGAUACUAAAAGAAUACAAAAUUACAGACCAGUAUCCCUGAUGAACAUAGAUGCAGAAACCCUCAACAAAAUACCAGCAAACUGAAUUCAACAACAAAUUUAAAAGAUCAUUUUCCCAUGAUCACGUGGGGAGAUAACCUUUUGCAUUUAAGGAUGGUUAAACAUACAUAAAUCAAUAAAUUUGAUAGAUCACAUUAAAAUGAACAUCAAAACUACGUGUCUCAAUACUUCCAGAAAAAGAAUUGACAACCUUUUUUUUUCUUUUUCCCGGAGACAGAGUCUUGCUCUGUCACCCAGGUUGGAGUGCAGUGGCACUAUCUUGGCUCACUGCAACCUCUGCCUCCCGGGUUCUCCUGCCUCAGCCUCCCGAGCAGCUGGGAUCAGAGGCACCUGCCACCAUACCCAGCUAACUUUUGUAUUUUUAGUUGAGACAGGGUUUCACCAUGUUGGCUAGGCUGGUCUUGAAGCCCUAACCUCAGGUGAUCCGCCCUCCUCGACCUCCCAAAGUGCUGGGAUUACUGGCGUGAGCCACAGUGCCCGGCCGGAUACUUAACAUCUUUGCAUGAUAAAACCUGAACAAGUUGGGCAUAAAAGGAAGAUGUCUUAACACAUUAAAGGCUCUAUAUGACUGGCCCAGAGCUGAAAUCUUAACACUGAGGAGUUGAAGGCUUUUUCUCUAAGAUCAGGAACAAGACAUGGAUGCCAGUUUUUUUCCUUCUAUUCAGUGUUGUACCGGAAGUCAUAGCAAGAGCAUUUAGGCAAGAGAAAUAAAAGACAUCUAAGUAGGAAAAGAAGAAAAAACUUGUCUCUCCUGAUUAUCUUAUAGCUAGAAAACCUUAAAGACUCCAUUAAAAAAAAAAAAACUAUAGAACUAAUAAAAUGAAUUCCAUAAAGUGCUAUGUACAAAAUUGACAAGUCUGUAGCAUUUCUAUACACUAACAAUCUAUCCGAAAAAGUAAUCAAGAAACUAAUCACAUUUACACUAUUUACUAAGUAAACAAACUUAUGAAUGAAUUUAACCAAGUAGAUUAAAGAUCUAUAUACUGAAAACAUUGAUGAAACGAAUCGAAGAUUACAAAAAUAGAAAUUUUUCUUUGUACAUGGAUUGGGAAAUUUAUAUUGUUAUAAUUUUCAUACUGCCAAAAGAAACAUACAGAUUCUGUGUAAUCAAUAUUUCAAUGUCUUUUUAUUUUUACAAAAUACAAAAAAAAUUCUAAGACUUGUAUGGAACUACAGAAGACAUUAAAUAAUCAGAGUAAUCUUGAGCAACAAGGACACAGCUGGAGGCAUCACUCUACCUGAUUUUGUAAUCCAUUAUCAAAAAACUGUGGUACCAACAUAGAAACAGAUUCACUGACCAGUGGAACAGGAUAGCCCAGACAUAACUCAUGCAUUUUCAUCCAACUGAUUUUUGACAAAAGUGGCAUACAGAAUGGGGAGAGGAUAAAUUUUUCAGAUAUCUGUAUAUCUGUAUGUGAAAUUGGACCAUUUUCUCAUAGCAUAUAGAAAAAUCAACUCAAAAUGGAUUAAAGCCUGAAAUGUUGCCUUUGAAACUGUAAAACUAGUAGUAGAAAAUAUAGGGGAAAAGCUCUAUUAUGUUGUUCUGGGCAAUGAUGUCUUGGAUACAUCCUUAAAAGCAUGGGCAGCAAAAACAGCCAGACAACUAUCGGGGAACCUGCCCUGAUAGUCACGUAGAUUCUUUUCUAUUUUCCCUAAGUGUCAGCCGGGUUGAGAAAUAAAGGGACAGAGUACAAAAGAGAGAAAUUUUAAAGCUGGGCGUCCGGGGGAGACAUCACGUCGGUAGGUUCCGUGAUGCCCCGUGAGCCGUAAAACCAGUAAGUUUUUGUUAGGGAUUUUCAAAGGGGAGGGAGUAUACGAAUAGGGUGUGGGUCACAGAGAUCACGUGCUUCACAAGGUAAUAGAAUAUCACAAGGCAAAUGGAGGCAGAGCGAGAUCAUAGGACCACAGGACUGGGGCGAAAUUAAAAUUGCUAAUGAAGUUUCGGGCACCAUUGUCAUUGAUAACAUUUCAUCAGGAGACAGGGUUUGAGAGCAACCGGUCUGACCAAAAUUUAUUAGGCAGGCAUUUCCUCGUCCUAAUAAGCCUGGGAGUGCUAUGGGAGACUGGGGCUUAUUUCAUCCCUACAGUCUCGACCAUAGAAGAUGGCCAUACCCAAGGGGGCCAUUUUAGAGGCCCACCCUCAGGGGUGCAUUCUCUUUCUCAGGGAUGUUCCUUGCUGAGAAAAAGAAUUCAGCAAUCUUUCUUCCAUUUGCUUUUGAAAGAAGAGAAAUAUGGCUCUGUUCCACCUGGCUCACUGGUGGUCAGAGUUUAAGGUUAUCUCUCUUGUUCCCUGAACAUUGCUGUUAUCCUUUUCUUUUUUCUUUUCUUUUUUUUUUUUUUGAGACGGCGUCUCGCUCUGUCACCCAGGCUGGAGUGCUGGAGUGCAGUGGAGUGAUCUCAGCUCACUGCAAGCUCCACCUCCCGGGUUCAUGCCAUUCUCCUGCCUCAGCCUCUCCGAGUAGCUGGGACUACAGGCGCCCGCCACUAUGCCCGGCUAAUUUUUUAUAUUUUUAGUAGAGAUGGGGUUUCACCGUGGUCUCGAUCUCCUGACCUCGUGAUCCGCCUGCCUCAGCCUCCCAAAGUGCUGGGAUUACAAGCGUGAGCCACCACACCCACCCUAUCCUUUUCUUUUUUCAAGGUGCCCAGAUUUCAUAUUGUUCAAACACACAUGCUCUACAAUUUGUGCAGUUAAAACAAUUAUCACAGGAUCCUGAGGCGACAUACAUCCUCCUUGGCUUAUGAGAUGACAGGAUUAAGAGAUUAAAGACAGGCAUAGGAAAUCACAAGGGUAUUGAUUGGGGAAGUGAUAAGUGUUCAUGAAAUCUUCACAAUUUAUGUUUAGAGAUUGCAGUAAAGACAGGCAUAAGAAAUUAUAAAAGUUUAGGGAACUAAUAAAUGCCCAUGAAAUCUUCACAAUCGACGUUCUUCCACCAUGGCUUCAGCCGGUCCCUCCGUUCGGGGUCCCUGACUUCCCGCAACAGACAACUUGAGUUGCAUCAAACUAAAAAGCAUCUGCAAUGCAAAGGGUACAGUUAACAGAGUGAAGACACGGGUUUUGAGAAACCAUUUUCAAAUCAUAUAUCUGAUAAGGGACUAAUAUCCAAAAUGUAUUAAGAAACCCAAGCUCAAUAGCAAGAAAACAACUGUCUUUAAAAGGGGGAAAAGGACCUCAACUUACAUUUUUCAGAGGAAGACAUGAGUGGCCAAUUGAUACAUGAAAAAAAUGCUCAACAUCUCUAAUCAUUAGUGAGUUGCAAAUCAAAACUGCAAAAUAUUACCUUACAACUUUUAGAAUGGCUAUUAAAAGGGUGAAAGACAGGUGCUGGCAAGGAUGUGGAAAAAAGCCUCAACAUUCUGUUAGUGGGAAUAUAAAUUAGUAUAGACAUUUUAGGAAACUAUAUGGUGGUUCCUUAAGAAACUAACAGUACAAUUACUAUAUGAUCUAGCGAUCUCUACUUAGGUAUAUAUCCAAAGGAAUUGAAGCAGUAUGUUGAAGAGAUCUUGCACUCCCUUAUUUUGAAAUUAUUUACAAAGCUACUAUAUGGAAAGGACUUAAGUUUUCAUAACAGAUGAAUGGACAUAGAAGAUGUGUUGUAUAUACAUAUUGGAAUAUUUUUUAUCCUUGGAAAAGAAGGAAAAUUGUCAUUUGUGACAACAUGGAUGAAUCUGUAGUAUACUAUGCUAAGUGUAUAAGACAGGCACAGAGAGGCAAAUACUACAUUAUAUUUGUAUGUGGAAUCUAAAAAAGGCUAACUCAUACAAGUAGAAAGUUGGAUGUUAUGGUUUCCAGGAUGUGGGUGUUGGAGAGAUGGGCAAAGGCAAGAUGUUGAUCAAAGAGUACCAAUUUUCUGUUACACAGGAGGAAUAAGUUUUAGACAUCUAUUUCACAGAAUGGUGACCAUUGUCACUGAGUGUAUAUUUUAAAAUUGUUAGAUGUUAAAGUUGUCACAACAAAAGUAGGUGAAGUUAUGGAUAUGUUAAUGUGCUUGAUUUAGUUAUUACACUAUGUAUACAUACAAAAACUUCACAUUGUUCCCUAGAAUUAUAUACAAUUAUUACUUGUCAAUUAUUAAAAAAAAGCCCUACUGCAACCACUAAAAAGGAUUUUCAUAUAAUAGAGGGAAAAAUCAUUAAAGAUAGUACAUUACUUUAGAAAAUAUUAACUUAUAAAAAGUAGUAUAGGAGGAAUUCUGUAAAAGAAGAUAGACAUAGAAUUUUAAAAUGUAUAAUGGAAAAUUUAAAUCCAGCUAUACUGAUGGAUCAAGCAAUCCAAACCAGUCUGAUUGACCAAGUGGAUAUUUAAAAACAAUCAAACUAUAAGGUGUCUGUUGUAGGCAGUUUAUAAAAUACAAAAGUGUUGAAAGAAACAGGAUGGAAAUAAGGCCAGGCGCGGUGGCUCACGCUUGUAAUCCCAGCACUUUGGGAGGCCGAGGCGGGCGGAUCACGAGAUCAGGAGAUCGAGACCACGGUGAAACCCCGUCUCUACUAAAAAUACAAAAAAUUAGCCGGGCGUGGUGGCAGGCGCCUGUAGUCCCAGCUACUCGAAGAGGCUGAGGCAGGAGAAUGGCGUGAACCCAGGAGGCGGAACUUGUAGUGAGCCGAGAAUGCGCCACUGCACUCCAGCCUGGGCGACAGAGCGAGACUCCGUCUCAAAAAAAAAAAAAAGAAAUAGGAUGGAAAUAGGAAUAUCCAAGUAGCAACCACAAAAAACUGCAAUGUCUGCACUAACAUCCCACAAAACAAACGAAGGUUAAAAAUAUUGAAAUUAUACAAAAUAUGUUCUAUGACUAAAGUUUAAUGAAAUUAGAAAUAACACAGGAACUAUACAUAUUUGUGCACAUUUAAAAAGUGUUAUGCUGAGUGUGGUGCCUCACACCUGUAAUCCCAGCACUUUGGGAGGCCAAGGAGGGUGGAUUAGUUGAAGUCAGGAGUUCCAGACCAGCCUGGCCAACAUGGUGAAACCCUGUCUCUACUAAAAAUACAGAAAAUUAGCCAGGCGUGGUGGUGUGUGCCUGUAGUCCCAGCUACUCGGGUGGCUGAGGCACUAGAAUCACUUGAGCCUAGGAGGCAGAGGUGGCAGUGAGCCGAGAUCACACCACUGCACUGCAGCCUGGGCGACAGAGAUCUUUUGUCAAAAAAAAAAGUAUAUAACCAAGUCAAAGGAGAAUUUAUAAGGAAAUCAGAAAAUACUUUGAGGUGGGCCGGGCGCAGUGGCUCACGCUUGUAAUCCCAGCACUUUGAGAGGCCAAGGUAGGCGGAUCACGAGGUCAGGAGAUCGAGACCACGGUGAAACCCCAUCUCUACCAUCUCUACUAAAAAUACAAAAAAAUUAGCCGGGCGUGGUGGUGGGCACCUGUAGUCCCAGCUACUCGGAGAGGCUGAGGCAGGAGAAUGGCGUGAACCCCGGAGGCGGAGCUUGCAGUGAGCCGAGAUUGCACCACUGCAUUCCAGCCUGGGCGACAGAGCGAGACUCCAUCUCAAAAAAAAAAAAAAAAUACUUUGAGGUGAAUGAAAAUACAGAAACAACAUAUCAAAUUCUGUGAGAUGUGUAAAAGCAAUGCUUACAGUGAAAUUAAUAGCUAUGAACAUUGUAAUGAAAUGAGAAGUACUUCAAAUUACUAACCUAACUUUCCAACUUUAGAAAAUACAGUAAAAAAAGAACAAAUUAAAAUCAAAGCAGAAAGGACAUAAAGUUUAGUGUGGAAAUAGAGAAUUAAAAAUAAUUGAGAAACAGCACUUCGUUGACUUAUUUAUAAAAUAAAGCUUUACGAAAAUGAGAAAUGUAAAAAGUGAUGUUCCUAAUGACUUUAUUCCAUACAAGGGAUUAAUAUUUUAACAAAUAUCUUUGUGGAAGUAGACAAAUUCCUAGAAAGACACUGACUACCACAACUCAUUCAAGAACAAAGUGAAGACAAUAAAUUGGUAAUUUAAAAACUCUCACCCCUGCCCCUGACACACAUGUAAAUCCCCAGUUCAAAUGGAUUCUUUUGUAUAUUAUACCAAACACAUGAAAAUUACCAAUUCGAUAAAAAUGUUUUAAAAACUUGGAAGAGCAUGUAUAUUUUUUAUUGGUUCUAUGAUGCUAUUGUUAUCUAGAUACCAAAGUGAAACAUCAUACGCAGGGAAAACUGUGAUAAUAUCACUUAUGAGUGGAUCUGCGAAAUUUCGUAGUGAAUUUUGGCAAACCAAAUACAGUAACAUAUAAAUAGGAAUGUACACCAGUACCCAGUACAGUGUAUCCCUGGAAUGGAACGUUAUUUCAUCAGCUGGAAAUGAUUAGUGCAACAGACUGAAGGAAGAAAACAACAUUGUCAUCUCAAUAGAUUAUGGACGGCUGGGAGUGGAGGCUCACGCCUGUAAUCCUAAUAUUCCUACCAACAGUGUAUAAGCAUUCCUUUUUCUCUGUAACUUCACCAUAAUGUUUUUUGUUUGUUUUUGACUUUGUAAUAGCCAUGGGCUGGGCAGUGACUCACGCCUGUAAUCCUAGCACUUUGGGAGGCUCAGUUGGGCGGAUCACUUGAGGUCAGGAGUUCGAGACCAGCCUGGCCAACAUGGUGAAACCCCAUCUCUACUAAAAAUACAAAAAUUACCUGUGCAUGAUGGCAGGCGCCUGUAAUCUCAGCUACUCGGGAGGCUGAGGCAGUAGAAUCACUUGAACCCAGGAGGUGGAGGUUGGAGUGAGCGGAGAUUGUGCCACUGCACUCUGGCCUGGCUGACACAGCAAGACUAUGUUUAAAAAAAAAGAGAAAGAAAAAAAAGAUAGAUGGUGGAAAAGUAUUUGGUAAACUAAGAAGUAAACCACAACCUAGUAAAGGGCAUAUUUUAAGAAUUCACAACUAGAACCUGGUGUUGUGGUUGUAAUCCCAGCACUUGGGGAAGCCAAAGCAGGAUUACUUGAGGCCAGAAGUCUGAGAUCAGCCUAGGCAAUAUAAGGAUACUCUGUAUCUUAAAAAAAAAAAAAUAAAAUCCAGAUGUGAUGACACAUGCCUGUAGGCCUAGCUACUUGGGAAGCUGAGGUUCAUGUUUACAGUGAGCUAUGAACAUGCCACUGUACUCCUGACUAAACAACAGAGUGAGACCCUGUCUCUAAAAAGCAAAAAAAAAAAAAAACCAAAACCCUCAGAACUAGUGUUACACUUAGUAUUUAAAGAAUGCUUUCUCUGAAAGAUGAGGAGCAAGGACAGGAUAAAACACUCUUGCCAGUUCUGUUCAACAAUGUACUGGAAGUAUCUGUGACAUUAAUUGCAUUGCAUAUGGAAAGAAAUAAAAAUUUUUAAAUAGGAAGCAGCAAAACCUUUUGCAGAUGACACGGUUUUGUGCAUACACAACCCCAGUGGAUCCAAUAAAUUUGGAUUCCAAUAACGAUCAUCUUAGCAAGUUUUUGUGAUUUAAGAUUACAAUCCAAAAAUCAGUUGUAUUUCUAUAUAUUAUUUAAGAAGUCAAAAGUGAAAUCAUUGAAACAUUUUUAUGUACAAUAUUAUUAAGGCAAAAUCCUGUGGGAUAAAGUGAAAUUCAGCAUGAAGUGUGAAUAACACAAAAUAUUUGUCAGAGGAGUUGAGGAAUAUCUAAGUAUGUGGAAAGACAUCUCAUAUUUGUGGAUUAGAAGAUUUAAGCAUCACCAGGUGUGGUGGCUCACGCCUGUAAUCCCAGCACUUUGGGAGGCUGAGGUGGGUGGAUCACAAGGUAGGGAGUUCGAGACCAGCCUGGCCAAUAUGGUGAAACCCCGUCUCUACUAAAAAUACAAAAAAUUAGGCGGGCGUGGUGGCGCAUGCCUGUAAUCCCAAUCCCUCUAGGCUGAGGCAGGAGAAUCGUGAGUCAAGAUUGGGCGACUGCACUCCAGCCUGGGCGACAGAGCUAGGCUCCCUCUCAAAAAAAAAAAGAGACUUAAGCAUCAAAAGAAUAGUUCAUUAAUGGAAAUAAAUUGAAAAAGGGAAGGACAUCAAAGUUUAAUGCUUUUACUUUGCGUAAUAACCAUAAAUAGUAUGAAAAUACUAUAUUCAUGGAAAAUGUUUUUAUUUUUUUUGAGACAGUUUCGCUCUUGUUUCCCAGGCUGGAGUGCAAUGGCACGAUCUCAGCUCACCACAACCUCUGCCUCCUGGGUUCAAGCGAUUCUCCUGCCUCAGCCUCCCAAGUAGAUGGGAUUACAGGCAUGCGCCACCACGCCCGCCUAAUUUUUUUGUUAUUUCUAGUAGAGAUGAGGUUUCUCCAUGUUGGUCAGGCUGGUCUCAAAUUCCCGACCUCAGGUGAUCUGCUCGCCUUGGCCUCCCAAAGUACUGGGAUUAUAGGUGUGAGCCGCCAUGCCCGGCCCUUUGUUUUCAAAUCUCAUAUCCAACAUUGGACUUAUGGCUAGAAUGUUUACAUAAUUCUCAAAAGAUAGUAUUAAAAAUCCAAACCUUUAAAUUAGAAAAUGGGCAAAAGUCAUGAAAGAACAUUCUUCUGAAGAUAGGGAAAUGUCAAUAAGGACAAGAUGGAAGUUAAUACUAUGAUGAGAUACUACAGAAGAUUUGCUUUUUUUUUGAGGCAGAGUCUGCCUCUGUCGCCGGAGUGCAGUGGCAUGAUCUCAGCUCACUGCAACCUCCACCUCCUGGGUUCCAGCGAUUCUCCUGCCUCAGCCUCCCAAGUAGCUGGGAUUACAGGUGCCCGCCACCACGCCCAGCUAAUUUUUUUUUUUUGUAUUUUUAGUAGAGACGGGGUUUCUCCAUGUUGGCCAAGCUGGUCUUGAACUCCUGACCUCAGGUGAUCCACCUGCCUCAGCCUCCCAAAGUGCUGGAAUUAGAGGUGUGAGCCACCACACCCAGCCUACAGCAGAUUUAUUUCAGUAGCUGAAACAGUUAAAACAGUGAUUCCAGAGGCUGAGAAGCAUGCAGAAAAAAUUGAAUCUUUAUUGCUGAUGGAAAUAUAAAACUGUAUAUACCACAUUGGAAAAUAAUUUGGCAAUUUCUUUGAAAGCUAAACACACACAGUUAGGCUUAGCAAUUGCUGUCAUGGGCUAUUUCAUAGAAAUGAAAAUUUAUGUGUAGACCAAACCUGCACUUGACUGUUCGCAGAAAUUUUAUUUGUAAUAGUCAGAACCUGGAAACAACUCACAUGUUGUUCACCAGGUAAACAGUUAAAUAAGUCUGUUAUUUCCAUAUUGUGUAAUACAACUCAAAAAUUAAAAGGAAUAAACUACUACUAUACAAAUAAGCCUUAGAUGAUUCUCAAUUCUGAAGGAAAAACCCAUUUCAAGUUGUAACAUAAUGCUUAUUUUUAUGUAUCUUAAUGUGAUGAAGUUAAAUAGUUUAGAGAACAUUGUUCGUAUUCAUCUGUUAGGGAUGGUAGAAGUUAGGGUCGUAUGUGAUUAUAAGACUAGUGGAAGGGAUACAUUUUUAAUGAUGAGUUCUGCAUUCUGAUUCAUGCAGUGGUUACAAAAAUGUAUGCAUGUGAUAAAAUGUCAUGUAAAUGUGCACAUUUCACCAAUGACAAUGUGCUGGUUGUGAUAUUGUACAAUGUUAAUGGAAAAUAUCACCACGGGGGAAAAUUGAGUGGUAUGUGUAAACGGUACUGUAUUUGCAGCAUUUUGUGAAUCUUUAACAUAAUAUGUAAAUAUGUAAAGCACCUAGAAGAAUGGUUUUAAUACAGGAGAGUAACAGCUUAUAAGCAAGAGAAAGAAAAAUGAUAAAUAAUGUGAACACUUACCAAAGGAAGGGUGGAACAGAUAAAUAAAGGACAGGGAAAAUUAUCUGGGAUGAUUCCUAAAUUCCAAUAUUUGGAUGGAACUAUACAGAAUUUUCAUAUAUCUGGAAAAUAAACUGAAAAUAUUAACGGAUCCACAGAUAUUGAAGACUUAACCUUUUUUCUCUCAUUCAUUACAAUGAGUGAAAUGUUAUAGGGAAUUCUUCAAAUUGAAAGAAGCAGCUCAUGCAUAACACAAAAACAUGAAUGUAUAAAACUGACUGGUAAAAGGUAACUCAAAUUCACAGUACUGAUAUACUGUAAUGGUGGUGUACAAAUAACAUAUAUCUUUAUUGUUAAGGUUAAUACACAAAACUUUUUUAAUGAGAUGGCUGUUGCUAUGUUGCUCAGGCUGGUCUGAAACUUCUGGGCUCAAGCAGUUUUCCCUCCUCAGCCUUCUGAUUAGAUGGUAUUAUAGGCACCUGCCAUGAUGUCCAUCUACAAAACUAUUAAUAAUUACAACAAUUUGUUUAGCCAUAUGUGAUAUAAACAUAUGUAAGGUGUGACAUCAAGAACAUAAUGGGUCACCAAAAUCUCAGAGUAAAAACACUCUGGUUUUACUCACCCCCAUAGAACCUCAGUAAUAUAUCCAGCACCAAUAUUAUCACAAGUUAUAUCCCAGAACUGAAAUCUAAGGCUGAGACAUUUCCUCAGACUACAGAGAAGUGAAAAACUUGGAGCAGAUGAUAAAAGGGUUCUUCUGUAUUUAUGAGACUCUUAUGUGCCUGCCAUCAUGUGUGGAAAAUUUUAUCGACAUUCACCAAUUCAACAUGGGAUAAAUGUGAGAUAUUGGCACACAGACAGCUUCUUCACCAUCUUGGCUUCUCUUGUUGAAAAGCUAUUAAUAGCUUAACACAUGGGAAGUAUUGUGUGUGCUUGUAGAAAGAAAAUCCCAUGAUGGCAGUGAAAGACAACUGGGCCAGUUGAGAUUCACAACUCCAGCCUGAAAAAUAAUUUUCUUUACGUCAGACAACGUAGAUGCCAAGUCAGAGUGGCUUUCAGCAGCACUAUAAUGUAGUAGGCAGAGUUCAUAGUUCUUUGCACAAAUGCCUAUACAACCUUCCUGCACAGCCAGAGGAUUGACUAUGGGACCCCUAUAUGGGAUGGGCAAUGCUCCAAAUGUUUGUGAGAGCUGAGUCAAAUCUAAAACAGGCAGCACUCACAGAUUAAGUAGUCUUGACGGGGAACUACAAAUAAUAUCUAAGAAAAUAUACUCUAGGAAGACCAAAAGAAGCUAGACAGCUGAGACUGGAAUGAAUAUAUAAUUGUUCAAUGUGAAACUAUUGGCAUACGUCUACAAGAAACAGCAGCAAGCCAAUAACCAUGACUACCCUGAACAGAGAAAGCAUGGAGCCAGUUGCCAACCCUAAUGAGAUGGAUGGUAAUGUUUGAACUCUAGAAUCGAGAAUUCAUAAAUGCAAUUUUAAGGAAAUGUAGCAAAACCCAAGAUAAUGCAGAAAAGAAAUCCAAGAAUAUAUUAGAAACUUGAAGAGAUUGAAAUAAUAUACCAAACAAAUAUUGCAAGUGAGAAAUAAUUGUUUCAACUGAAAUAAUUAUUAGAGGAUGUCAUUAGCAGAAUGGAUCAAGCAUAACAAAAUAGUGAUCUUAAAGAUAGGGUAUUGGAGAAUCUGUAGAGAUUAAAGAAAUAGAAAAGGUCUAGAGAAUAUCUACAGGAUAUAGAGAAUAACGUCCAAACAGCAAAUUAAAUAAUCAUUGGUCUUCAAGUGGUAGUUUGGGAAUAGCAAAGGCAGUAAAGCUUAUUCAAUGAAAUAACAGAAUACAUUCCAAAUGUAGAGGCAAGUACAACUAUUCAGGUACAACAAUGUUAAAGACCAAAUAGAUUCAGUUUAAGAAUACCCCAAGGUGUAUAUAUAUAUAUAAUCUCAAAAACAUACUACAAAGAGAAGGACACUGAAAACAGCAAGAGAAAAGCAAAUAACAUUGUAUACUUCCAAUUUGUUUGUUAACAGACUUCUGAUCAGAAACUGUACAUUACCAGGAAGGAGUGAAGUGACAUAAAGUGCUAAAGGAAAAAAGUUAGCCAACAAUACUGUAUCCACAAAAGAUUUCCUUGAAAGAUUGAGAGAUAACAUCGUUUACAGAAAGAAAACAUGGUGAGAAUUCAUCACUAGACUCGUCAUUCAAGAAAUGCUAAGUUCUUUAUCCUGAAGAAAAUUAUGCUAACGUCCAAAGAGAAAAAGUUUGACAUUACAAAACUCAGUGGCCAAUGCAAAUACAUAGGCAAAUUCAGAAUAAAUUAAUAUGCUUGUUUUGUGUAAGCCUCUUAUAUCCAUAAUACGAGGAGUAAGAUGCAAGUCUAUGAAAAGUAACUAUAGCAGCAUCAUAAAAUAUAGCCAAUAUAAAAAUAGACAUGAGAAAGUCAAAAUGUGGGGGAAUUGAAUUAAAGCAUAAAAUUGAUUGGCUAUUUAUACUCCUUAUGAUGAAAAUUAUUAUCGGUUUAAAAAUACUUUUAUCUAUGAGAUACUACCAAAGAAAGUCACUUAACCACAAUGGGAGAAGGAAGAAAGAAAUAAUUUGCAAAACGACAAAAAAGUACCAAUCAAAAUGUCAAUAGUGAUUUCUUAGCUAUCAAUAAUAAUAUUGAUAGGUAUUAUCUAGGAUCUCCCUACAAAGAAAAGAGAGUGGCUCAAUGGAUAUUUUAAAAAAUCAGCUGGGCGUGGUGGCUUACGCCUCUAAUCCCAGCACUUUGGGAAGCCGAGGCAGGCGGAUCACCUGAGGUCAGGAGACUAGCCUGACCAAUAUGAUGAAACCGCGUCUCUACUAAAAAAUACAACAAAAUUAGCCGGGCUUGGUGGCAUGCGCAUGUAAUCUCAGCUACUUGGGAGGCUGAGACAGGAGAACCACUUGACCCCGGGAGGUGGAGGUUGCAGUGAGCCAAGAUCACGCCAUUGCACUUCAGCCUGGGCAACGAGCGAAAUUCUGUCUCAAAAUAACAAUAAUCAGUCCCAACUAUAUGCUGCAUGUAAAAAAUUAACUUACAUAUACACAUUUACUAAAAAUGAAGGGAUGCAAAAAGGUUUCAAGUGGAAACCAAUAAAUAGCAGCUGUAUUUGUAUCAGAUAACAGAAAAUUUUCACUUAAUAUUUAUUAAGUGAAAAGGUGUAAAUAGAGACAAAAAAAGUAUUAUAUAGUAAAUACUUAUGAAGGGCCAAUUCAGGAAGAGGGUAUAAAAAUCGUAAAUAUGUAUGCAUCCUGCAGCAGAACACCAAACUGUAAGCGACCUAAAGCGAGAGAAACUGCAAUACAGUAAUAGUAGGGGACUUUAGUAACCCUUCCUCAACUCUUGUCAGUUGAGUACACAGAGGCUUAUUCCAACUGGGGGAACGAAAUAGAAGACAGUGGGAUAAUUUGCCUAGUAACCCAGGCAGUUCUACCCUUGUAUUCCCCAAGUCCACCAGUGCUGUGUAUGUGGCAGGCUUUAAGCCUGGCUGUGUUCCUGGUCCUAUGGCGCCCUCUAGUGAUGAAAUGGUUGCAGUGACCACAUUCUUAGAUAACACAAUCACGUUUAAUUUUUGGGACACCCUGUGAAGAAUGCCAGCUACGAAGUAGCAGACUACAAAGAUUGGUAUAAAUACCUAACUCUUAAAUGCCUGGACACUGGAGAACUUCCACAAACAUAAGACCAUCCAGGAGACAUGACAUCUCCAAAAGGACUAUGGGAUCUAGUUUUGGAGCGAUGUAGUUAUGUUGCCUCUCAUACAGGAAACUCAAAAUAGCUAGGAACUAUGAUCUCAAAUAUACAAAGGAAGUAGCCACUGACCGACCCUAAUGAGAAGGUGAUGUGUGUGAUGUCAGGGUAAGAAUUCAGGAGAAAUGUUUUGGGAAAAUAGCAAACACCAUGAUAAUGCAGGAAAGCAAUUCAGUAAUUUAUUAAAGAAAUGUAACAAAUACUGAAACAAUAGAUAACCAAACUGAAAUACUGGAACUGAGAAAUAAUGGCUGAAUGGACAAAUGCACCAGAAGGUCUCAACAGCAGCACUGAUCCAGCAGAACAAGAAUCAGUAUUGUUAAAGACAGGCGAUAUGAAAAUGCACAGUGAGUGCAGAAAGAAGCAAAAAGAACAAAAAAGUAUGAAGCAUGCCUACAAGGUGAAGAAAAUAAUCUUGAAAGCACAAACCUCAGAGUUACCAUUCUUAAAGAGGGAGAGUUUGGAGUUGAAAGUUUAGAGAAGUAGGCCGGGCAUGGUGGCUCACGCCUGUAAUCCCAGCACUUUGGGAGGCCAAGGUGGGUGGAUCACCUGAGGUCGGGAGUUCAAGACGAGCCUGCCCAACAUGGUGAAACCCCAUCUCUACUAAAAAUACAAAAGUUAGCUGGGCGUGGUGGCUCACGCCUGUAGUUCCAGCUACUUGGGAGGCUGAGGCACGAAAAUUGCUUGAACCAGGGAGGCAGAGGUUGCAGUGAGCUAUGUAUGUGUAUAUCCAGAUGUGAUUACCCAGGUAGAAGACAGUAAAAAACAAAAACAAGCAGAUUCAACCAAAAUAAGGCUUUGUCAAGGAAUGUAACAAUCAAAUGUUCAGAGGUGGAGAAAAAUUUAAAUGGUCCUAAAAGCUGCAAGAAAACAGAAGCAAAUAAUGUAUAAAUGAGCUCUGAUAUAUCCAGUAGUGAAGAGUUUACAGGCUAGGAGGGAGUAUGAUGACAUAUUUAGUGCAGAAAGAAAUAACCUGCCAAAUCAGAAUAUCAAAUUCAGCAAAAUAUUCUUCAAACUUGAAAAAUAAAUACUUUACCAGACACACAACAGGUGAGGAAUUUUUGUCAACAUCAGACCUGUCUUACAUGAAAUGCUAGAAAGAGUAAUUCAGUCCGAAAGGACAUUAAUGAGCAAAAAGAAAACAUCUGAAUGUUUACAACUCAUAGAAAAAGGAGGUACACAAAUAUAGAAUAAUACUGUGAUUGUGGUAUAUAAACAUUUUUAGUAGGAAGACUAAAAGGUAAUUCUAUUAAAAUUAUAACUACAAAAAUAUUAGAGAUAGAUAAACAUAACAGAUCAUAGCAUGUAGGGUGGAGAUUAAGUGUGGAGUUCUUUGGUUUUCUCUUUGCUUGUCAUUCCUUGUGACUACAGAUACUUGUUAUUAAUUUAAAAUUAUUGGUUAUAUGAUGUUUUUUUGCAAGCCACAUGACAACAACCAUGCAAAAAUCUCAGAAAAUAAAAGCAAGGAAUUAAAAUAUACUAUCAGAAAAAAACUACUUAAUGGAAUACAGGGAGGAAAGAAGAAUGGAAGAGAGGACCAACUAAGCAAAAUUUGAAAGAAUGGAAAAGGAGCAAACACUUUCAGUUUCAUUCUACAAGGCCAGUGUUUCCCUGAUAACUAAAGGAAAAGGUCUACAAACCCCCAAACAACAAUAAACCCCAGAAGGCAAAUAUGUCUGAUUCACACAGAUGGAACAAUCCAGAAGAAAAUGCUAGUAAACUGUAUUCAACAACACACUAAAAAUAUAAUUCAUACUUAUCAAGGUGGAUUAAUCUUAGGAAUGCAUGGAUUGUUCAAGCUAUGCAAAUCAAUUAGUUUUAUGUCGUAUAACAAAGUCAACAACCAUAAUGUAAUGGAUGUCCAAAAAGUAUUUUAUAAAUUUAAUAUUUUAUUAAAAAUUAUCUCAAAAUUGGGUAUAGAGUUAAGAUAUCUCAACAGACUGGCAGUUGAACUUACACUGUCCUUGUGAGCAAGGAAAAUGACAAGCAUACUGCUAGAUUUGGAAGACGUUAAAAAUGCCCAUGUUCAGCACUUUAGUUCACCAUGUUACUGGGAGUUCUAGUUAGAGCAAGUAUAAAAGAGAAACAAGGGCAUUCAUAUUAGAAAGGGAGAAUUAUAAAUAUCCCAAUAGAUACAAAUAAAAUACAUAGGAAGAAACUUAACCAAUCAAGUAAAAUGUAUCUACAAGGAGAACUAUGAGUCAUUGAUAGAAAUUGAAGAGGACACUGGUAAAUGAAAAGAUACUGCAUGUUCAUUUAGUGGGUGAAGUUAUACUGUUAAAAACCCAUACUACAUGUGGCAAUCUAUAGUUUCAAAAUGCCAGUGUUAUUUUUUCACAGAAAUAGGAACAAGACAAAGAAUAGACACAGUAAUCCUGAGCCAAAAGAACAAAGUUGGAGUCAUCACAUUACCUGACUUAAAAUUAUAUGACAAUGUAACACUAACCAAAACCGAAUGUGACUUGCAUAUAUAUACAUACACCAAUGUAACAUCUACAAACCAGAAAUCCAUGUAUUGAAACUAAACUUGGCCUAUCAGAGAGCUCCAAGAGACCAGGCUCCACAGGUUGAGUGCUGCCAGCACAAAUAUAUUUAUAGGUGUUUGUAAUCUCGCUCCUGCUGGGCCAUCACCCGUGCAAUCGUGUGCAUGAACAACGGUAACCUCGCCCCUUGUUUGUUGUUACUGGUGCGAAUGGGCACCAGCAACUCCACACCUACCAUUCUGCCCCAAGUGCAAAUGUGCACAUGGGUGGAAGCAACUAGCCUCCUCCAGGGCCUCAUAUCUUGCAGCCAGUGGCAUGAGUUCUAGCAUGGACGAUGUUAAACCCUCCUCUUCCAGUGUCCCUCCCCAUCUGACACAUGUACACGCUUCCAUGCUGUUGAGGCUAUUGGCACGAGCAAGUGAGCCUGGAUCCCACUGCCACCAACCCAAUGGAAUACUAUGGCUGCCACCCCCUAUUUGAAUACUGUGGGCAGUGUAACAGGAACACAUCAGCCCCUCCAGUUCGGCAUGUUUCUAACCUUGAGGGACAAGAGAACACAGCCUCCUUUCUUGACCCUGCUUCCCCAGAGUUAGAGCAUGCAGCCCAGGAAUCCUGAGGUGAGCCUUCGCCCCCUAAAAUCUUCCAGAAAUGAAGCCAGUCAACUGAACCCACUUUACACCUCAAUCAAAACCCAAGGGCAUUGAAGAAGAUUAAAGAAAAACGUCAUACAAAGCACAGCAUCUUCAAAGAUUGAAAGAAUAUUAGUCCACAUACAUGACAAAGAAGUACUGCAAGAACUCUGGCAGUUUGAAAAGCCAUAGUGUCUUCUAACUUCCAAAGGGCCACACUAGCUUUCUGGGAGAGGUUCUUAACCAGGCUGAGAUGGGUUAAAUGACAUAGAGGUAAAGAAUAUGGGUAUGAAUGAAGAUCAUUGAGAUUCAGGAGAAAGUUGAAACCUAAUCUAAGGAAUAUAAGAAACACAAUAAAACAAUACAGAUGUUGAAAACUGAAAUGUCCAUUUUAAAAUCUGGUAGAGCUGAAAAGCACACUACAUAAUUACAUAAUGUAAUUGGGAGGAUUAACAGAAUAGAUGAAGCUAAGGAGAAUCACAGAGCUCUAAGACUAGUUGAAUUAGCUGUCAGACAAAUAUUUUAAAAAGAAUUUAAAAACUAAACAAAAUCUCUAUGAAAUAUGGCAUUCAAACCUAUGAGUCACUGACAUUCCUGAAAGAGGCAAAGAAAGCAAGCAACUUUUUCGUUUAUUGUCCAUCAGUUUUUCCGCAACCUUGCUAGAGAGGCCAAAAUUCAAAUUCAGGAAAUUCUGAGAACACUGCAAAAUACUGUCCCCCAGACAGUUAUCAGAUUGAAAUGAAAGAAAAUGUCCAAAACAACUACAGAGAAGGGCCGGGUAAACUACAAAGGGAAGCCCAUCAGGCUAACAGCAUACCUUUCAGCAGAAUCCCUAGAAGCCAGACAAUAUGGAUGCCUAUAUUCAGCGUUUUUAAUACGAAGUGAUUCCAACCAGCAAUUUCAUAUUCAGCCAAAUUAAGCUUUAUAGGUGAAGGAAAAAUAAGAUCCUUUACAGGCAAGGAAGUGCCAAGGCAUUUCAUUACCACCAGACCUGCCUUACCAGAGGUCCUUAACUGAGUGCUCAACAUGGAAAGGAAUGACCAUUACUGGCCACCAAAAAAGCACAUUUAAAUAGACAGACCACUGACACUAUAAAGCAAAUGCACAAUUAACCAGCAACCAGCUAAUAGUAAUACAGAAUCAAAUAUACACAUAUCAGUGUUAAGUUUGAAAUUAAAUAGGCUACUGUCCUAAUAAAUGAUAAAGAGAGGCAAGUUGGAUAAAAAAGAUUGAACUGUAUGCUGUCUUUCUGAAACCCAUUUCAGAAGUAAUGGCACCCAUUGACUCAAGGUAAAGAUAUGGAGAAAAUUCUACCAAGCAAACACAAAAAAGGAGGAGGGACAGAUUGCUAUUGUAACUUCAUAAAAAAUAGACUUUAAAACAGCAAUUAUCAAUAAGGACAGAGAAAGAUAUAAUCGUAAAGGGUUCAACUCAACAAGAGCUAACUAUAUACGCACUGAACACAGGAUCAUGCGUGUUCGUAAAAGAAGUUCCUACAGACCUACGAAGAGACUUAGAUAAGCAGACAAUAAGAGUGGGAAACUUCACCACCCCAUUGACACUAUUAGAUCACUGAGGCUAAAAGCUAACAGAUAUUUUAGUCCUAUACUUGACACUUGACCAAAUGGACCUAUCAGACAUCCAUACUAAUGUCCACCCAAAACCACCAAGUACACAUUCUUCUCUUCUGCACACGGUACAUACUCUACAGUUGACUACACAGUGGGUCAUAAAACAAUCCUCACCAAAUUCAAAUAACAGCAAAAUCAUACUAAACAAAUCUUUGGACCACAGCACAAUAAAAAUAGAAAUCAACACAAAGAAGAUUACUCGCCGGGCGCGGUGGCUCACGCUUGUAAUCCCAGCACUUUGGGAGGCCGAGGCGGGCAGAUCACGAGGUCAGGAGAUCGAGACCACGGUGAAACCCCGUCUCUACUAAAAAUACAAAAAAUUAGCCGGGCGUGGUGGCGGGUGCCUGUAGUCCCAGCUACUCGGAGAGGCUGAGGCAGGAGAAUGGCGUGAACCUGGGAGGCGGAGCUUGCAGUGAGCCGAGAUCGCGCCACUGCACUCCAGCCUGGGUGACAGAGCGAGACUCCGUCUCAAAAAAAAAAAAAAAAAAAAGAUUACUCAACACUAUACAAUUACAUGGAAAUUAAGCAACUUGAUCCUUAAUUAUGUUGGUAUAAAUAAUGAAGUUAAGGCAGAAAUGGACAAGUUCAAUAUCUCAAUUUAACAAGCUAAUAUAACAAACAGAGGAAUUAGAAAAUGAGUAAACUAAUUCCAAAGCUAGCAGCAGACAAGAAAUAACGAACCAGUUUUGAAAUUGAAUCAGUAAUAGGUUUUUAUCCCUACCAACCCUACCUGGACCUGAUGGAUUUAUGGCUGAAUACAACCAGAUAUGUAAGAAAGAGCUGGUGAAAUUCCUAGUUACACUAUUCCAAAAUAUCAAGGAGGAAGGACUCCUCCCUUAAUCAUUUUAUGAAGCCAGCAUGAUCCUGAUACCAAAACUUGGCAGAGACACAACACAAACUUGAGACGAAUAUCGUUGAUGAACUUAAAAGGAAAAAUUCUCAAGAAAAUACCAGCAAACCUAAUCCAGUUGCAUAUCAGAAAGCAAAUUCCCCAUGAUUAAGGAGGCUAUAUUUGUGUGAUGCAAGGUUGGUACAACAUACAGAACUUAGGAAAAAAAAUGUGAUUUAUCACAUAAGCAGAGCUAAAACCAUGAUCAUCUCUAUAGAUGCAGAAACUAUUUAUUUAACAUUACUUCAUGUUAUGAACCCUCAACAAAUUAGGCAUUGAAGAAACAUAUCUCAAAAUAAUGACUUAUCUGUUACAAACUCACAGCCAACCUCAUAAUCAACUGGCAAAGGUUGGAAGCAUUCCUUUUAUGACCAGAGCAAGUCAAGGAUGCUCAGUUUGACCACACCUAUUCAACAUAUUACUGGAAGUUCUACCUAGAGCAAUCAGUUAAUAGAAAAGGCAUCCAAAUAGGAAAAGAAGUAAAACUAUCUCUGCAGACAACAUGAUUUUAUACAUAGAAAACCUCAAAGCCCCAAAGCUCCUAGAUUAGAUACAAAACUUCAACAAAGUUUCAGUAUAAAAAGCCAGUCUGUAACUUAGCAUUUCUAUACAGCACCAACAUCAAAGCUCAGAAUUGAAUCAGGAAUGCAAACCCAUUCACAAUAGCCACAAAAAGCAUAAAUCACCCAGGAAUACAUUUAACCAGGAAGGUGAAAGAUCACUAUAAGGAGAAUUACAAAACACUACUGAAGGAAAUCAUAGAUGACAUAAAUAGGAAGAAAUGACAUUGUUAAAAUGGCCAUAAUCCCCAAAGCAAUUUAUACAUAACUUGCUAUUCAAACUACCAAUGACAUUCUUUGCAGAAUUGAUAAAACCUUUAAAAAUUCAAAUGGAGUGAAAAAGUCCUAAUAGCCAAGGCAAUUCUAGACCAAAAACAAACUUGGAGGCAUAACAUUACCUGAAUUUGAAAGUAUUCUACAAGAUUACAGUAACCAUAACAGCAUGGUACUGGUAUAAAAAUAGACAUGGAGGCCAAUGGAGCAGAAUAUAGAACACAAAGCUCUACACCAACAGCCAUCUGCUUUUCAACAAAGUUGACAAAGCAAGCAAUGAAGACAGGACUUCCUGUUCAAUAAAUGGUGCUGGCAUAACUGACUAGGUAUAUAUUCAAGGUUGACACUGGACCCCUUCCUUACAUUACAUAUAAUGACUCAAUAUAGAUUAAGGGCUUAAAUGUAAAAUAUAGUACCAUAAAAAUGCUAAAAUAUAGCUUAGGAAAUACCAUGCUGAACAUAGGUUCUGAAAAAUAUUUAUGAUGAAGACUCCAAAUGCAAUUACAGCAAAAACAAAAAUUGACAAAUAGAAACUAGUUAAACUACAGAGAUUCUGCACAGCAAGAGAAUCUAUCAAUGGUGAACACAAUGUACACAAUGGGAGAAAUAUCUGCAAAUUAUGCAUCUGACAAAGUUCUAAUAUCCAGAAUUUAUAAGCUACUUAAAUUCAUGGGGAGAAAACCACAUUGAAAAUAUGAAAAAAGUACAUAGACAUUUUUUCAAAGGAAGACAUACAUACAGCUAGGAGUCAUAUGACAAAAUGCUCAACAUCACUAAUCCAUAGAGAAAUGCUAAUUAAAACCACAAUGCAAUUCUGUCUUACACCAACCAGAAUGGCUAUUACUAAAAAGUCAAAAAUAGUAUGUUGUUGAAUCUACAGAUAAAAGGGAAUGCUUAUGGAUUACUCGUUGAAUUGUAAAUUAUUUCAUCCAUGAUUUUGCCAAGAACAAGAACAAGGACAUCAAACAGAAAUACCAUUUGAUGCAGGAAUCCCAUUAUUGGUUUUAUACCAAAAGGGGUAUAGAUUUUAGGACCAUAAAGACACAUGAAUGUGCAUGUCAACUGGAGCACUCUUUAUAAUAGUGAAGAUACGAAGUGAAGCUUAACACCCACUGAUGGCUGACUGUAUGAAGAAAACAUACAUAUACACCAUGGUACGCUGCAACAUCAUAAAAAAGAAUGAGAUUAUGUUAUUUGCACCAACAUGGUUGUUGAAGUAUUUUGAAAAUACGUGGCAGCAAUGUCAAAUCAUCAGAAGAAAAGGAAUGAUAUGAUUUUGUAAAUCGGCAAAUAGAGUAGCCAUUUCUCCAAAGAAUACACAAACAUGACCAAGAAGUAACUGAAAAAAAACCACAAGUCAAAACCACAAUGUGAGAUUCUCUCGCUGCAGUUAAAAUAGUUAUUAUCAAAAGGACAAAUAAUACUGUCAAGCAAGAAGGCAAAAGGGAUCUCUGAUAACACUGUUGGGGGAGUCUCGCUCUGUAUUCCAGGCUGGUGUGCAGUGGCAUGAUCUUGGUUCACUGCAACUUUUGCCUUCCAGAUUCAAGCAAUUUUCCUGCCCCAGCCUCCCAAGUAGCUGGGAUUACAGGCAUACACCACCACACCUAGCUAAUUUUUGUAUUUUUAGUAGAGGCAGAGUUUCACCAUGUUGGCCAGGCUGGUCUCGAACUCCUGACCUCAGGUGAUCCACCUGCCUCAGCCUCCCAAAGUGCCAGGAUUACAGGUGUGAGCCACCAUGCUCAGCCAAUAUUCAGGGUUUUCUAAAACCAAUUAGUUGAGAAAACUACCAUACUAUUCAGCAUUUCUUCCAUGGGCUACAUCCAAAAGAAGGGAUGUAAAUAUAUUGAAGAGAUAGCUGCACUGAUAUGUUUCUGGCAGUAUUUACAAUCACUAGGAUAUAGAAUCACUCUGUGUGUCCAUCAGUUGAUGAAUGGAUAAAGAAAGUGUGGUAUGUAUACACAAUAGAAUGAAUAUUCAGUCAUACUUAAGAAUGACAUCCUGUCACUUGCAACUACAUGUAUGGAACAGUAGAACAUAAUAAGUAAAAUAAGCCAGGCAUGGAAAGACUGUGUAUUCUCACUCAUUUGUGGUAGGUACAAAGAACCUAUGGAUUUAGAGGGUGGAAUGACGGUUAUCAGUAAUGGGUUGAUGUGUUAGGAAAAGGAAAUAAGGAGGGUAUGGUUAAGGAGUACAAAAUGCCAUUUGAAAGUAGGAAUAAGAUCUGUUUUGUGGGAGAACAAUAGGACAGCUAUAGUAAAUAAUUAUUGUAUACUUGAAAAUAAUUACAAGAGUAGAAGUUGAUUGUUCCUAACACAGAGAAAUGAUAAAUGCUCAAGGUAAUGUGUAUCUCCAUUACUUUGUUUUGAUUGUUGCACAUGACACACUUGUAUUGCAAUAUCAUGUGUCCCAUAUAUAUAUACAUAUACAUAACUAUCAUGUACCAAUAAUAUUUAAGCAUAUGUGAUUUUUAUAAACAAGUGAACUAGUUAGGGGUAGAUAAAUCCAAAAUAAAAACAAGCAUAAAUCCAUAUAUAACAAGUCUACAGCUAAUAUAAUGAACAAUUGAAAUUCCUUCCUCUAAUAUCUAGAACAGGAUAGGAUGCCCACUUUCACCACUUUUAUUCCACAUAACAUUCUAUACAGAGCUAUUAGGCAAGUGAAAGAAAUAAUGGGCAUCCAAAUGAAGAGAAGUUAAAUAAUAUUGCUGCAGGAUUCUAAGGAGCAAUACAGAAAUUUGUAGCAUUUACAUUUGCCAACAGUGAAAAAUCUGAAAAAGAACUCAAGAAAGCAAUCUCAUUUGGAAUCUCUACAAAAAAAUCAAAUAGUCAAACUUUUGAAGUCAUGAAACAUCCCUACAAGGUAUUGGGGGAACCGGCCCCCAAUAUUUCAAUGUAGGUUCUUUUCUAUUUUUCCUAAGUGUUGGCCGGUCUGAGAAAUAAAGGGAAAGAGUACAAAAGAGAGAAAUUUUAAAGCUGGGUGUCUGGGGAAAACAUCACAUGUCGGCAGGUUCUGUGAUGCGCCCUGAGCCACAAAACCAGCAAGUUUUUAUUAGUGAUUUUCAAAGGGGAGAGAGUGUACAAAUAGAGUGUGCAUCACAGAAAUCACAUGCUUCAAAGGCAAUAAAAUAUCACAAGGCAAAUGGGCAGGGCAAGGUCACAAGGCCAGGGCGAAACUAGAAUUGCUGAUGAAGUUUCAUGGCCCACUUUGCAUGCAUUGUCAUUGAUAAACAUCUUAACAGGAAACAGAGUUCAAGAGCAGAGAACCGGUCUGACUAGAAUUCACCAGGCUGGAAUUUCCUAAUCCUAGCAAGCCUGGGGGUGCUGCAGGAGACCAGGGCGUGUUUCAUCCCCAUCUACAACUGCAUAAGGCAGACACUCCCAGAGCGGCCAUUUUAGAGGCCUCCCCCUGGGAAUGCAUUUUCCCAGGGCUGUUAAUUAUUAAUAUUCCUUACUGGGGAAAGAAUUCAGCGAUAUUUCUCUUGCCCAUUUUUGGCAAUAAGAGAAAUAUGACUGUCCUGCCCGGCUCCCAGGCAGUCAAACCUAAUGGUUAUCUCCCUUGCUCCCCAAACAUCGCUGUUAUCCUGUUCUUUUUUUCAAGGUGCCCAGAUUUCAUAUUUUUCAAAUACACAUGCUUUACAAACAAUGUGUGUAGCUAAUGCAAUCAUCACAGGGUCCUGAGGCGACAUACAUCCUCAGCUUAUGAAGAUGAUGGGAUUAAGCGAUUAAAGACAGGCAUAGGAAAUUAUAAGAGUAUUGAUUGGGGAAGUGAUAAAUGUCCAUGAAAUCUUCACAAUUUAUAUUUAGAGAUUGCAGUAAAGUCAGGCAUAAGAAAUUAUAAAAGUAUUAAUUUGGGGAACUAACAAAUGUCCGUGAAAUCUUUACAAUUUAUGUUCUGCUGUGGUUUCAGCAACAAAAAGGAAAACAUUGAUAAUGGAAACUGAAUAGGACACAAUGAAAUGGGAAAUUAUUCAUAAUUAAAAUAACAUUACUGCCUAAAGCAGUCUGCAGAUUAAUUCUUUUUGUAUCGAAAAUCAAUGAUAUUCCUUAUAGAAAUAGAAAAAGAAUUCAUAAAAUUCAUAAGACCACAGGAGACACUGAGUAUCAAAAGUAAUCCUGAGGAAAAAGCAAAGAUGAAGACAUCAUACUACUUCAAAAGAUACUACAAUGUCAUUGUAAACACAAUGUGAUGAUAUUGGCAUGAUAUACACGUAGAUCAGUGGGAUGAAAUCGAGAACCCAGUGAUAAAUCCAGACAUUUACAAAAAACUCAUUUUUAAAAAUCACCAUAAAUAUACGUUGUGGAAAGGAUAGUGCUUUCAAUGAAAGUUGCUGGGAAAACUUGGUAAUCAUAUGCAGAAGAAUGAAUCUUACCAUAUGUAAAAAUAAUAUGGGUUAAGUGCUUAUGUCUGAAACUAUAAAAAGUGGUAGAUAAAAUCUUUGUAUAAAUGCUUCUGGAUAUUUGUCUAGGCAAAGAUUUUUUGGCAAGCUCUGAAAAGCAGAGGCAAUGAAAGCAAAAACAGACAUAAGUUCAUACAUCUAGCUAAAAUGCUUUUGCACGAUGGAGGUAACAAAAUAGUGAAACCAAAAUUGUAACGGGAAAAAACCUGACAACUAUGUUUUUUACAGGGAUGAGAAUAUAUAUUCACAUCAUCAGAAGGCAAGCAAAUAAUCCGAUUUUAAAGGAUAGAUUAAAAGAAGGCAUAAGUUGCCAAGAGGUAUAUGUAAAAAUUUUCAUCGUCACUAAUCAUCAUGGAAGUGCAAUUUCAAGCCACAAUGGAAUGUUGUGCAAUUAAAACAAAUACCUAAAAGACAAAUAACAGAUGGUGGUGAGCAUGCAUACAAUUGGUUAUGCUCAUAUACUGUUUCUGAGAAUGUAAAUUUGUAUAGCCAUUCUUGAAAACAGUAUUGUGUUGUCUCAUAAAACAAAUGAUGUAACCACUAUACUGUGUCAAUUCCACUGCUCAAUAUUUAUCACAAUGAAAGGUAUCAGUAUAUUAGGGGGAUAUUUUCAUCCAUGUCCUUGUUGCAGCUCUAUUCACAAAAGCUUUUGAAUUAACCUGAAAGUUCAUCAAGGGAUGCAUGGAAAAUGGCAAUAUUAUAUAUAUGCACUAUUGAAAAUUAUUCAUUAAAAGGAAUGAAAUCAUAUCACUUUCAGUAAUAUGACUGGAAUUGGAGGUCAUUAUGGUAAGUGAAAGAAGCCAAACACAAAAAAAUAAACACUGCAUGUUCUCACGUAUAUGUUAAAAUAUAAAAUAGUUGAUCUGGUUGGUGUGCAGAGUUGAUUGCUGGUUACUGAAUGAUCUUCUAUUCAAAGGGGGAAGACAACAAUUUUGACUAAUGAGUACAAAAACAAGUAGAAUAAAUAAGUCCUAAUAUUUGAUAGUUCAGUAAGGCGACAACAGUAAACAGUAUUUCAUGUUAUUGUUUAAGCUUGCUGAAACAGAGGAAUUAUAAUGUUCCUAACAUAAAAAGAGACUAAUGUUUGGGGUGGUGCACGUUUCAACUACCCUAGUUCAAUUACUACUGACUGUAUGCAUGUAUCAAAAUAUCACAUGUACCCUCUAAAAUGUACAACUUUUAUAUAUCCAGGUGAAUAUUCAAAAUUCAGAGAUUAGUAUGAAAAUGUUACAGCUUAUUUUUCCAUCAAAAUUGUUAUUAAAAUAGCUUAUCAGAUGUUUUUGUUGUCUCAUGGAACCACCAAAUAUCUAUAGUAGAUACACAAAAAAUAGAAAGUAAGACAUUUUAGAACACCACAAGAUACAAAUAGUUACAAGAUAGUGGGAGAGUAAAAAAAUGAAGGAAGGAUCUAGUAAUAAACAAGAAAGCAAUUUACAAACUAUAUUUCUUUAAAUAUUAACAAUAUUUUGAAUGUAAAUGGAAUAAAUUCUUCAUUCAAAAUAGAGUAGCAGAAUGGAUAUUAUAAAAUACUGCCUAUAAGACACUCACUUCACUUGUAAGGACACAUGGACUGAAAAUAAUGGGAUGAAAAACUAUUGUAUAGAAAUCGAAAGCAAACGAGUAUCAGUAGCUAAACUUAUUCCAUUAAACUAUACAUGAAGCCAGAAACCAUAAAAUUUGGGAAAUAAGUUUAUUACAUAAUGGUAAAAGGGGUUAAUUCAGGAAGAGGUUAUAGUAAUUGUAAAUACAUAUGCACCCAAAACAGAAGUGCCCAAUCAUAUAAAACAAAUAUAAUAAGUUCUGAGCGGACAGAUAGAUUGCCAUACAAUAAUAGUAGGGGACUUAAGUACUGAAGUUUCAGCAAUGGGCAGAUCAUCUGGAUCUGACUUACACUACAUCUGGCUCACACUACACUUUAUGCCAAAUAAAGCAAGCUGACAUAUACAGAAUACUUCGUCUAACAGCAGCACAAUCUACAUUCUUCUCUACAGAAGAUGGAUCUUUGCGUAGGCCUUAUGUUAGGAAUCAAGACUCGUUUUAAAUUUAAUAAUAUAGAAAUUAUACCACAUUUUUAAGCACACUGCAUGAACCUAGGAACUAUUAGUAGAAUGAACAUUAGAAUGUUCACAAGCACAUAGAAAUUAAACAAUAUGCUUUUGAAUAAUGAAUGGGUGAAUCAUUAAAUCCAAAUGGAAGUUAAAAAAUAUUUUGACAAAUGAAAGAUGAAACACAAGACACCAAUAUUUGUGAUACCAGAAAAGUAAUUUAAAAAUAACCUUAUGUUACACCUGAAGCAACUAUUAAUAUAAUGGGAAGAACAGUCUAAAUUUUAUAGAAGGAAGCAUAUAAUAAAGAGCAGCGUAGAAUAAAUGAAAAAAUUUGUACUCAUACAACGUAUGCAAAUCCAGUCAUGAGAAAGAAUAUCUGAAGAGACCAAUAAGAAGUAAAUUGUAUCCAUAAUAAAAAUCUCCUAUCAAAUAUAUGCCCAUCGUGCUUCACUGGUAAUUUCUGCCAAACCUAAUUCCACUUUAUAUUAAGAGGAUUAUUCGCCAUGUUCAAAUGGGAUUUGUCCCUGUGAGGCAAGGAUGUUUUAAAUAGUCUUAUAAAGGAGGAGGGACACUGCCAUUCGAUCAUCUCAAUAGAUUUAAAAAUAAAACAGUUUUAUAGAAUUUGAUAUAAUAAAAGCUGUCAACCAAUUAGGCAUAGAAGGAAUGUAUCUUUAUACCAUAUAGGCAGUAAAUGAAAUACCCACAACUAACAUCACAAUAAAUGAAGAAAACAUGAAAUAUUUUCUUCAGAGGUGAAGAAGACAAUUAUGCCUACUCUCAGCACCUCAUUCAACCUAGUUUAGGAUGUUCUAGCCAGUACAGUUAGGCAAGAGAAGGAAAUUAAAGGCAUUCAGAUUGGAAAAGAGGGAAGCAAAUUGGGCCUGUGUGGAGAUGACCUGAACUUAUGUAUAGAAAAUACACUCUCCCGGCCGGGCGCUGUGGCUCACGCCUAUAAUCCCAGCACUUUGGGAGGCCAAGGUGGGCGGAUCAUGAGGUCAGGAGAUCGAGACCAUCCUGGCUAAAACGGUGAAACCCCGUCUCUACUAAAAAAAAUACAAAAAAAAAAAAAAGCCUGGCGUGGUGGCGGGCGCCUGUAGUCCCAGCUACUAGGGAGGCUGAGGCAGGAGAAUGGCAUGAACCUGGGAGGCAGAGCUUGCAGUGAGCCGAGAUGGUGCCACUGCACUCCAGCCUGGGCGAAAGAGCAAGACUCUGUCUCAAAAAAAAAAAAAAAAGGAAAAAGACAAUACACUCUCUCCUUAAAACCUUUUGGAAGUGAUAAAGAAAUUCAGUAAAAUUGCGUAAUACACAACAGACAUACAAAAACCUGUAGCAUUUCUAUAUCCCACCAGUGGGUAAUUUCAAAAAGAAAACAAGAAAUGAGUGUCAUUGACAAUAGCUUACAAAAGUACCAAGGAAGAGAUUUGAACAAGCCAAAGAUUUCUGUAAUGAAAACUUUAAAAAAUAAUUCGUUUUGUAAUAAAAGCAUUGAAGGAAGAAAUUGACACAAAUGAGUAGAAAUAUAUUUUAUAUUUAUGGGUUAGAAUAAUUUAUAUCUUAAGAUAUAUAUACUACUCAAAGCAAUCUAUUGAUCUGUGCAUCCCUAUUAAAUUUCUGAUGUUAUGUUAGUUUUGCCUGUAAACAGAAGAAAGUAAUUCUAAAAUUUGUAUGGAGCAACAAAAAUCUUAAAUGAAAAAAUACUGAAGAAAAUGAGGAGAUCCAGGGUAAUUGAAGUAUCUGGCUUCAAUAUAGACUACAAAAUUAUGGUAACCAGAACAGCAUUGUCUGGCAGAAGACAGACACAGACACAACUGGAACAGAGUAGAAAGGAAAUAAACUAAAACUCCUACACGAUAACUGAUUUUUUACAAACUUGCCAGAAGCACACUUCAGGGAAAAUAAAACAUUUACCGUGUAAAUGGUACUAGGAAAAUUUGAUAAUUACAUGCAAAAGAAUUAGAUUGGAAGUCUACAUCUAAAAAUACACAAAAAUUAACUCCAAAUUGAAUAAAGAGUUAAAUGUAAAAUUGGAAACUAUGAAACUUCUUGAAGAAAAUGGGGGAAAUGAUUCAUGAUAUUUUGCUGGGCAAGGAUUUAGAAAUGAGACCUGAACUUUUCAGGGAAUAAAAGGAAAAAUAACCAAAUGAGAGUACAUCAAAGUUUAAAGCUUUUGCACAGCAAAAGAGUAUUAAAAGAGUGAGGAGUCAAUUUACAGUAUUGGAGAAAAUAUCAAUUUAUAGUAUUGGAGAAAAUAUUUGCAAACAGUACAUGUGACAAAGAGUUAAGAAGAUAUAACUAACGUAAUUCAAUAGCAAGAAAAAAGUAAUAUGAAUUUUAAAAAAUUGGCAAAAAUUGCUGGCUCCUGCACUCCUGGAACCUUCACUACCCAGAUCCAGGCAGCCUUCCGGGAGCCACAGCUUGUGGCUACUGACCCCAAGGCUGACCACCAGCCUCUCACGGAGGCAUCUUAUGUUAACCUACUUACCAUUGCUCUGUGUAACACAGAUUCUCCUCUGCAAUAUGUGGACGUUGCCAUCCCAUGCAACAAUAAGGGAGUUCACUCAGUGGGUUUGAUGUGGUGGAUGCUGGCUCGGGAAGUUCUGCGCAUGCGUGGCACCAUUUCCCGUGAACACCUGUGGGAGGUCAUGCCUGAUCUCCAUUUCUACAGAGAUCCUGAAGAGAUUGAAAAAGAAGAGCAGGCUGCUGCUGAAAAGCCAGUGACCAAGGAGGAAUUUCAGGGUGAAUGGACUGCUCCAGCUCCUGAGUUCACUGCUACUCAGCCUGAGCCUGUCACGGAAGACUGGUCUGCAGCUCCAACUACUCAGGCCACUGAAUGGGUAGGAGCAACCACUGAAUGGUCUUAAGCUGUUCUUGCAUGUUAAGCAACAUGGAAAAAUGGUUGUUGGAAAAUAAACAUCAGUUUCUAAAAGUUGUGGAAAAAAAAAAUUUGCAAAAGACCUGAAUAGACAUUUUUGAAGGGAAUAAAUACAAAUGACCAACAUGUACAUGAAAAAAUGCCCAGUAUCACUAAUAUUCUGGAAAACACAAAUCCAAAUCCACAAGAAAAUACCACUUCCAGUUAGAAUUGCUAAUCAAAAAGACGAAACCACUAUUGGUGAGGGAGUGGACAAAUCAGAAUAUUUACACACUGUCGCUGUGAUUGUUAAUUAGUGUAGCCAAUGUGGAAAAUAGUUGGGAGGUUUCUUAAAAAUUAUAAACAGAACUAAUUCAUGAUUCCAGAAUCCUCCUAUCAAGCAUAUGCUCAAAGAUAAUAAGAUAUCUGUACUGCCAUAUUUAUUGUGGUAGUAUUUACAGUGGCUAGGAUAUGGGAUUAACCUAAGUGUCCCACAGUGGGUAACAGUCAAAGAAAAUGUUAUAUAUUUAUACACAAAGUACAUACUUUCCAGCCAUAAAAAAUAAUGAAAUCCUGUAAUUUGCAAUAACAUGAAUAAAUUUUGAAGACGGCAUUUUAACCGUAAUAAGCUAGAUACUGAAUGACUAAUGCUGUAUUAUCUUACUCAUAUGGAUACUAAGAAAAUAAAAAUUUGAUAUCCUAAAGUCAGAGAGUAGAACUGUGGUUACAAUAGACAGGGGAGGGGCCUUUGAUUUGGCCAUUAGGUACAGAGUGACAAUUAGAAAAGACUAGUAAAUUUUUCUGUUCUUUCACACACUAUCAUGAUUAUGGUUAAAUGUAAAAUACUGUAUAUUUCAAAAGAGUUAGAACAGAAACUUUUCAAUGUUUUCACCACAAAGAAAUGAUAACUGCAUGUGAUUGGAUUAAUAUGCAACCUAAAUACAUACAAAAACAUCACACUGAAUUCAAUAAAUACAUGCAAUUAUAAUUUUGAGAUAGUUAAUGAAAAAGAAAAUUUAAAAAAUUAUGACAAGCAGAGGCCAAUAUCUAUGAUGAACAUAGACACACAGAUCCUCUACAACAAACUAGCAACCUGAACUCAACAGUGCAUUAAACAUUUUAUUUUUCAUAAUCAAGUGAUAUUCAUCCCAGUGAUGCAAAAAUGAUUGUACAUAUGGAAAUUAAUGUUAUGCAUUACACUAACAGAACAAAGGAUUAAAACCAUAUGAUCAUCUCAGUCAAUAUCAUAAAAGCAUUUGAGAAUAUUUAUAAUUUUUUCAUGGUAAAAACUCAAACAUUUAGGCACAGAAUUGGGUCUCCCUAUUCCCUGAGACAGAACCACAUUGAAAAUAGGACAAACAGUAACCCUGAAAUGGCCUCUAACAAUGAUUAAACUUGGUGAGGAAGGAAUGUUGAAGGCUGAGUGGCUGAAAUCUAGGCCAAUAGUGCAAUAAAUCCCAUGAUUUUAAAACCUAGAGCUAACGUUAUUCAGAGGGGAAAACAAAAGCUUUACCUCGAAUACAAAACACAUCACAAAUGCCCAAUCUCAUCACUUGCAUUCAACGUAGUACUGGAAGUUUUCACCACAGCAAUAAGGCAAGAAAAUAAAAAGCAUUUAACUUGGAAAGAGUUAUUUUUUAUUUAUUUUUUUACAGAUGACAUGAUCAUAUGUACAGAAAACUCUUAAGAAUUUGACCAAAAACAGGUCUACAAAAGGAAUUAAAUAUCAUUGGAGGAUACAAAUGCAACAAAAACAAAUUAGUAAUGUUUCUAUAAUGAAACAGCAAGCUAUCUGACACAAAUCAAGAAAACAAUCCCAUUUACAAUAUCUAACAAAAAAUAAAAUAUUUAGAAUUAAAUUACCCAAGGAAUUGUAAUGCCUACAAACUAAAUAUUAAAAAUUUUUACUUUUAUUGCAUGUGGCUUUCUUAUGUUUCUCAGAUAUCAUGGUGGGUUUUUCUUUUUUUAAACCCACCCAUGUGGCAACCCUCCAUCCAGCAAGUCAGUUGGUGCCAUUUUUUCCAGCAGCAUUGUGUUGACUUUGUGUCUCUAUACCACAUUUUGUUAAUUUUCCACUUUUCUUUAUUAUUGUUAGGUAUAGUAAGUGAACUUUCUUCAGAAUUCUUAUUACCGUUUUUAUUAUGAUAUUGAACUAUGAAUCUCACUUAUGUAAAAUCAUGAACUUAAUCAGCAAAUAUUGUGUUUGUUCUGACUGCUUUUCUGAUGAGUUGUUACCUCAUCUUGUUUCUCCACCAAGGGUGCAUAUAUAUUUAGGAGUUACCUCAGGGAUAUUGGCCUGAAAUUUUCUUUUUUUGUUGUGUCUCUGCCAGGUUUUGGUAUUGGGAUGAUGCUGGCCUCAUAAAAUGAGUUAGGGAGGAGUCUCUUUUUCUAUUGUUUGGAAUAGUUUCAGAAGGAAUGGCACCAGCUUCUCUUUGUACCUCUGGUAGAAUUCGGCUGUGAAUCCGUCUGUUCCUGGAAUUUUUGUGGUUGGUAGGCUAUUACUGCCUGAAUUUCAGAACUUGUUUCUGGUCUAUUCAGGGAUUUGACUUCUUCCUGGUUUAGACUUGGGAGCGUGCAUGUGUCCAGGAAUUUAUCCAUUUCUACUGGAUUUUCUAGUUUAUUUGCAUAGAGUUGUUUAUAGUAUUAUCUGAUGGUAAUUUGUAUUCCUGUGGGAUCAGCGGUGACAUCAUUUUAUCAUUUUUUAUUGCAUCUAUUUGAUUCUUCUCUCUUUUCUUGUUUAUUAGUUUGGCUAGUAGUCUAUUUUGUUGAUCUUUAAAAAAAAAAACCAGCUCCUGGAUUCACUGAUUUUUUGAAGGUUUUUCCUGUCUCUAUCUCCUUCAGUUCUGCUCUGAUCUUAGUUAUUUCUUGUCUUCUGCUAGCUGUUGAAUUUGUUUGCUCUUGCUUCUCUAGUUUUUUAAAUUGUAAUUUUAAGGUGUCAAUUUGAGAUCUUUCCUGCUUUUCUUGUUGACAUUUAGUGCUAUAAAUUUCCCUCUUAACACUGCUUUAGCUGUGUCCCAGAGAUUCUGGUACGUUGUGUCUUUGUUCUCAUUGUUUUCAAAGAAUAUCUUUAUUUUUCUGCCUUAAUUUCAUUACUCACCCAGUAGUCAUUCAGGAGCAGGUUGUUCAGUUUCCAUGUAGUUUUGUGGUUUUGAGUGAGUUUCUUAAUCCUGAGUUCUUUUUUGAUUGCACUGUGGUCUGAGAGACUUAUGAUUUCCAUUCUUUGGCAUUUGCUGAGGAGUGUUUUACUUCCAGUUAUGUGGUCAAUUUUAGAAUAAGUGCCAUGUGGUGCUGAGAAAAAUGUAUAUUCUAUUGAUUUUUGGUUGAGGGUUCUGUAGAUGUCUAUUAGUUCUGCUUGGUCCAGAGCUGAAUUCAAGUCCUGAAUAUUCUUGUUAAUUUUCUGUCUCAUUGAUCUGUCUAAUAUUGACAGUGGGGUGUGAAAGUCUCCCACUUUUGUGUGGGAAUCUAAGUCUCUUUGUAGGUCUCUAGGAAUUUGCUUUAUGAAUCUGGGUGCUCCUGUAUUGAGUGCACAUAUAUUUAGGAGUUACCUCUUCUUGCUGCAUUGAUCCCUUUACCAUUAUGUAAUGCCCUUUUUUGUCUCUUUUGAUCUUUGUUGGCUUAAAGUCUUUUUUAUCAGGGACUGGGAUUGCAACCCCUGCCUUUUUUUUUUUUUUUUUUUUUUUUUUUUUUGCUUUCCAUUUGCUUGGUAAAUAUUCCUCCAUCCCUUUAUUUUGAGCCUAUGUGCAUCUUUGCACAUGAGAUGGGUCUCCUGAAUACAGCACACCAAUGGGUCUUGAUUGUUUAUCCAAUUUGCCAGUCUGUGUCUUUUCAUUGGGGUAUUUAGCCUGUUUAUGUUUAAGGUUAGUAUUGUUGUGUGUGAAUUUGAUCCUCUCAUUAUGAUGCUAGCUGGUUAUUUUACACAUUAAUUGACGCAGUUUCUUCAUAGUGUCGAUGGCCUUUACAAUUUGGUAUGUUUUUGCAGUGGCUGGUAGCUGUUGUUCUUUUUUAUGUGUAGUGCUUUUUUCAGGAGUUCUUGUAAGGCAGGCCUGGUGGUGACAGAAUCUCAGAAUUUGCUUCUCUAAAUGAUUUUAUUUCUUCUUCACUUAUGAAGCUUAGUUUGGCUGGAUAUGAAAUUCUGAGUUGAAAAUUCUUUUUUUACAGAAUGUUGAAUAUUGGCCCCCACUCUCUCCUAGCGUGUAGGGUUUCUGCAGAGAGAUUUGCUGUUAGUCUGAUGGGCUUCCCUUUGUGGGUAAGUCAAACUUUCUCUCUGGCUGCCCUUAACAUUUUUUCCUUCAUUUCAACCUUGAUGAAUCUGACAAUUAUGUGUCUUGGAGUUGCCCUUCUCGAAGAGUAUCUUUGUGGUGUCCUGUGUAUUUCCCCAAUUUGAAUGUUGGUCUGUCUUGCUAGGUUGGGGGAAUUCUCCUGGAUAAUAUCCUGAAGAGUGUUUUCCAAAUUGGUUCCAUUCUCCACGUCACUUUUAGGGACCCCAAUCAAUCAUAGAUUUGGGCUUUUCACAUCGUCCCAUGUUUCUUGGAGGCUUUGUUCGUGCCUUUUCAUUCUUUUUUUCUCUAAUCUUGUCUUCUCGCUUUAUUUUAUUAAGUUGACCUUCAGUCUCUGAUAUCCUUUCUACUGCUUGAAGCAGAAUCUCUCUGCAGAAACUCUACAAUCAAUUCAUCUAUUGACACUUGUGUAUGCUUCAUGAAGUUUUUGUGCUGUGUGUUUUAGCUCCAUCAGGUCAUUUAUGUUCUUCUCUAAACUGGUUAUUCUAGUUAGCAAUUCCUCUAACCUUUUUUCAAGGUUCUUAGUUUCAUUGCAUUGUGUUAGAACAUGCUCCUUUAGCUUAGAGGAGUUUGUUAUUACCCACGUUCUGAAGCCUACUUCUGUCAAUUCGUUAAACCCAUUCUCCAUCCAGUUUUGUUUCCUUGCUGGCGAGGAGUUGUGAUCCUUUGGAGGAGAAGAGGUGUUCUGGUUUUUGGAAUUUUCAGCCUUUUGCACUGGUUUUUCCUCAUCAUCAUGGAUUUAUCUACCUUUGGUCUUUGAUGUUGGUGACCUUUGGAUGGGGUUUUUGUGUGGAAGUCCUUUUUGUUGAUGUUGAUGCUAUUCCUUUCUGUUUGUUAGUUUUCCUUCUAACAGUCAUGCCACUCAGCUGCAGGUCUGUUGCAGUUUGCUGGAGGUCCACUCCAGACCCUGUUUGCCUGGGUAUCACCAGUGGAGGCUGCAGAACCGCAAAGAUUGCUGCCUGUUUCUUCCUUUGGAAGCUUCAUCCCUGAGGGGCACCUGCCAGAUGCCAGCCAGAGCUCUCUUGUAUGACGUGUCUGUUAACCCCUGCUGGGAGGUGUCUCCUAGUCAGCAGGCACAGGGGUCAGGGACCCACUUGAGGAGGCCCUCUUUCCCUUAGCAGAGCUCGAGCACUGUGCUGGGAGAUUUUCUGCUAUUUUCAGAGCCAGUAGGUGGGAACGUUUAAGUCUGCUGAAGCUGCACCCACAGCUGCCCCUUUCCCCAGGUGCUCUGUCCCAGGGAGCUGGGAGUUUUUUCUGUAAACCCCUGACUGGUGCUGCUGCCUUUCUUUCAGAGAUGCCCUGCCCAGAGAGGAGGAAUCUAGAGAGGCAGUCUGGCUACAGUGGUUUUGCCAAGCUGUGGUGGGCUCUGCCCAGUUCGAACUUCCUGGCAACUUUGUUUACACUGACAGCGGAAAACUGCCUAACCAAGCCUCAGUAUCAGCAGACGCCUCUACCCCCACCAAGCUCGUGUGUCCCAGGUCAACUUCAGACUGCUGUGCUGGUAGCGAGAAUUUCAAGCCCGUGGAACUUAGCUUGAUGUGCCUUGUGGGGGUGGGAUCCACUGAGCUAGACCACUUGGCUCCCUGGCUUCAGCCCCCUUUCUAGGGGGAGUCAACAGUUCUGUCUCGCUGGUGUUCCAGGUGCCACUGGGGUAUGAAAAGAAACUGUAGCUAUCUCAGUGUCUGCCCAAACAGCCACCCAAUUUUGUGCUUGAAGCCCAGGGCCCUGGUAGCACAGGCACCUGAGGGAAUCUCCUGAUUUGUGGGUUGCAAAGACUGUGGGAAAAGCAUAGUAUCUGGGCUGGACUGCACCAUUUUUCAUGGCACAGUCCCUCACAGCUUCCCUUGGCUAGGGAAGGGAGUUCCUUGACCCCUUGCAUUUCCUGGGUGAGGCAACACCCCACCUGCUCAGCUGGCCCUUCAUGGGCUGCACCCACUGUCUAACCAAUCCCAAUGAGAUGAGCUGGGUACCUCAGUUGGAAAUACAGAAAUCACCCUCCUUCUGUGAUGAGUUAGCUGGGAUCUUCAGACCACAGCUGUUAUUAUUCAGCCAUCUUGUCAGCCACCCCCUAAAGCUUUUUAUUAUUUUCCCAUUUCUCAGGUUGUCCACUGAAUUUUUUAUCUUGUUUCUUGCAGCAAUAAAGAGCCACAAUGUUGAAUUUACCUAAUUGUUUGCCACCAACUAAUUGUUUUUGACAGUGAGUUAGGUGAGAAGCAUUUUUGUAGAGAUCCAAAUCAAGUCAGGUGACCCUGGGGACAGCAAAACUGCCAGUUUACCAUGCUGUGAUACUGAGUGUUGGGGGAUGGGGUGGUGAAUGGGAACAGUUGUGAGUUAAAAUGCCAAGGGCCAGGCCGGGCGCGGUGGCUCAUGCCUGUAAUCCCAGCACUUUGGGAGGCCGAGGCAGGCGGAUCAUGAGGUCAGAAGAUCGAGACCAUCCUGGCUAACAUGGUGAAACGCCGUCUCCACUAAAAAUACAAAAAAUUAGCCAGGCGUGGUGGUGGGCGCCUGUAGUCCCAGCUACUCAGGAGGCUGAGGCAGGAGAAUGGCAUAAACCCGGGAGGCAGAGCUUGCAGUGACCUGAGAUCUGGCGACUGCACUCCAGCCUGGGUGACAGAGUGAGACUCCAUCUCAAAAAAAAAAAAAAAAAAAAAUGCCAAGGGCCCCACCAUUUUCACCAAGGUUUGUUUUUUGUUGAAUAAAUGCUUUUUAAUUUGUUGUAUGUUUUUGAUUAGUUUCAGCACAUCUGAAAUAGUGUUUUAUAUCAUCAAUAUUGGUCGCCUGUUUGAGAAAAAGUUUUUGCUAAUUUCUUUACCAUUUGGUGUGAACUGCCUCAAAAAUAGAUAAUAUUUUAACUGAAAUAAAAUGAAACCACAAUGUCAACGUUUAUGAGAUGUUUACUAAACUGAUGCUUAUAAAACUUGUAGCUUUAUAUGUUUAUAUUAUAAAAGAACAAAAUUGAAAUCAAUGAUAUGUCUCCACCAUAUGGAACUACAAAAAUAAAAGCAAAUUAAACCCAGGGCAAAAAGAAGAAAGAAAAUAACAAAGAUGAUAGCAGAAGUAAUUUAAAUUCAAAAUAAAAAAAUUAUUGAAAACAAAA